CUCGCCAACAGUUUUGUCCUCUUGUCGCUCUGUCUCUCGCUCUCGGCCGACGACCGAAGUCGCACGGCAGAGCACCGCCGCGCCGCGCCGGGGAAGAGGGGGAGGGGGAGAUGACGGUGGGGAUGAUCAACGCGAACCCGGUGGUGCACGAGCGGCCGGAGCGCGCCGCCCACCCCGCGCACGCGGCGCUCGACGCGCUCGACGUCUUCGAUACGGUGCGGGACAUCAAGGACCCGGAGCACCCCUACUCGCUGGAGCAGCUCAGCGUGCUCUCCCAGGAGUCCGUCUCCGUCGACGAGAAGCUCGGCCACAUCCAGAUAACCUUCACCCCAACUGUGCAACACUGCAGUAUGGCCACAGUGAUUGGUCUGUGCCUCAGGCUUAAAUUGAUGCAAAACUUUCCUCCGCAUUACAAGAUUGACAUAAAAGUUGCUCCAGGAUCUCUUGCUAAUGAAGAAUCAGUAAACAAGCAGCUGAACGACAAGGAGAGAGUCGCGGCGGCCUUGGAGAACCCCAACCUCCGGCAGUUGGUGGACGAUUGCCUCUGCUCAGAUCACUCAUCCUCAUAUUAGCUCGUCCCUGAUGCCUCACAACCUGUCUGUUGUACAGCAAUAAUAAGCAGGCAUUUUGUGUUUUGCCCAAUACUGUACCUGAUUUUCGAGAGAAAGACACUAUACCUGGUCAUGUAUGUGCCAUUCUUUUCUGCUAGUUGUAUGCUACCA
Molecule: messenger RNA, 722 nt
Organism: Triticum aestivum (bread wheat)
Lineage: Eukaryota; Viridiplantae; Streptophyta; Magnoliopsida; Poales; Poaceae
Product: protein AE7-like 1
Exons: 5
Coding region: 111-572 (153 amino acids)
Source: RefSeq, a predicted model, not a curated record